AUGUGUGACCUAUGCGCGCCCGAUUUACCUGAAGCAAAGUCUUUCGAAGAACUUGAGUUAAUUGUGAAACUGCAUCUCGAGCCACAACGAUCGGAAAUUGCAGAACGACAUGUUUUCAGGCAACGAAAGCAAGUUUCGGGGGAGACCGUAAACGAGUAUUUGCAAUGUUUGAAACACUUAGCCAAGACUUGCAAUUUUGGAACGACAUUGGAAGUUAAUUUGAGAGAUCAAUUUGUGUCCGGUCUCCUUCACGAGGAUAUGAGAUCUAGACUUUUUGCUGAACGUGAUUUGGAUUAUAAACGGGCGGUGGAACUAGCCCUGGCGUUAGAAGCGGCUGAUAGGCAUGCGGCAACGUCAGCGGUCAGCGGCAGCAUUGCCACUGUUCCAUCCGAUGGCAUCCAUCGCGUGGCAGCGGUGGCAGGGAAGCGCGAGCUACAUCGUGCGGCCGAUGCGCGUGUUUCAUCUACACCGGCAGCGUUCCCCGGGGCGGCAGCGGUGCGACGUAGCCCAUGUCCGCGGUGUGGCAGAGUUGGUCAUGCGGCAGCCAGGUGCCGUUUCAAGGCGUAUCAUUGUGAUAAGUGCGGUGAGAAAGGACAUUUAAAAGUUAUGUGCCGUAAGUUCGAAGGUGAUCGCGAAUCAGAACAAUUAAGAACAACUAAAGGAGGGGUAAUGCGAGUUAAGCGGCCAUUUGAGGCGCUCUGCUCGUCCCCGCCGGCGCUGGCG
Iphiclides podalirius (scarce swallowtail) is the source of this 723-nucleotide messenger RNA. Lineage: Eukaryota; Metazoa; Arthropoda; Insecta; Lepidoptera; Papilionidae. The record is from the annotation of a GenBank genome assembly.